Rhizoctonia solani is the source of this 252-nucleotide messenger RNA. RefSeq lists its product as uncharacterized. Gene Ontology annotation, biological process: negative regulation of ATP-dependent activity. The transcript has 5 exons. The record is from RefSeq and is a predicted model, not a curated record. The coding region runs from base 1 to 252 and encodes 83 amino acids. Gene Ontology annotation, molecular function: ATPase inhibitor activity. Gene Ontology annotation, cellular component: mitochondrion. NCBI's taxonomy places the organism in Eukaryota, Fungi, Basidiomycota, Agaricomycetes, Cantharellales, Ceratobasidiaceae.
AUGAUUGCUCGCAUUGCUAUUCGUACUGCUGCUCGCUCGUCUCGCGUUGCCGCUCCGCGCGCUACCGCAGUUCGUUUCUACAGCGAGGAUCAAUUCGGCCGCAAGGAGAAGGCCCAUGAGGAUCAAUAUGUUCGCAAGCAUCAGGAGGAGCAGAUAAAGAAGCUCAAGGAACAGCUCGCCAAAAAUAAGGAAGAGAGCGCAAAGCUGGAGAAGGAGAUCAACGAGCGUGAAUCUAAGAACGGGCGCAAGUAA